ACGGGAGCAACGUGGGGAGCUAGCGGAGCGGUGGCUAACGACAUUAGCUUAAAAAUUAACUAAAACUCAGUUUAAUUAAAUAUUUCCAACAUGGAAAACACGACAGACGGGACGUGGGACAGUUUACCGGUUAAACUCAACGACGGGAUUUUACAGACGCUGAAGGAAGUGAAGUUUACUCACAUGACACCUGUACAGUCUGCUUGUAUCCCGCUGUUCAUGAGUAACAAAGACGUGGCCGCCGAGGCGGUGACCGGCAGCGGAAAGACGCUUGCGUUUGUGAUUCCCGUCAUCGAGCUGCUCCUGAAGAGAGAAGAGAAGCUGAAGAAGAUGCAGGUCGGCGCGCUGGUGAUCACUCCGACGAGAGAGCUGGCUCUUCAGAUCAGUGAAGUGAUGGAUCAGUUCAUCCAGAAGUUUCCUCAGUUUACGCAGAUUUUACUGAUCGGUGGAACCAACCCGAUAGAGGACGUGGAGAAGUUCAAGGAAAAAGGGGCAAACAUUGUGAUUGCGACGCCGGGUCGUCUGGAGGACAUGUUCAGGAGGAAGUCGGACGGUCUGGAUUUGGCGAGUUCAGUCAAGAGUCUCGACGUGCUGGUUCUCGACGAGGCCGACAGACUUCUGGACAUGGGCUUCGAGGCCAGUCUGAACACCAUCCUGGGUUACCUGCCCAAACAGAGGCGGACAGGUCUGUUUUCAGCCACGCAGACUCAGGAGCUGGAGAAGCUGGUUCGAGCCGGUCUCAGGAACCCGGUACGCAUCACCGUCAAAGAGAAAGGCGUCGCUGCCUCCGCCGCCGCCCAGAAAACUCCCUCCAGACUCUCCAACUACUAUACUAUCUGCAGGUCAGAGAAUAAGUUUAACAACUUGGUGGCGUUUUUAAGACAACGCAAGCAAGAGAAGCAUCUCGUCUUCUUCAGUACGUGCGCGUGUGUCGAGUACUACGGUCGAGCUCUGGACGUGGUGAAGAAGGUCACCGUCCACCUGAUCCACGGCAAGAUGAAAAACAAACGCAACAAGAUCUUUGCAGACUUCAGAGCCCUGAAGAGUGGGAUCUUGGUGUGCACAGACGUCAUGGCCAGAGGGAUCGAUAUCCCCGAUGUGAACUGGGUGCUGCAGUACGAUCCUCCCAGCAGCGCCAGUGCAUUCGUACAUCGAUGUGGACGUACAGCACGAAUCGGCAAUCAGGGAAACGCCCUCGUCUUUCUGCUGCCGAUGGAGUCGUCGUACGUCAACUUUUUGUCCAUCAACCAGAAAUGUCCACUGGAGAAGUUGGUCCUCACAGGGGAAGUUGUGGACGUGCUGCCUAAAGUGAAAGCCAUGUCUCUGGCAGACCGAGCCAUGUUUGACAGAAGCAUGAGAGCCUUCGUGUCGUACGUCCAGGCCUACGCCAAACACGAGUGCAGCCUGAUCUUCAGGGUCAAAGAUCUGGAUUUUGCCUCGUUGGCGCACGGCUUCGCCCUCCUGCGCCUGCCGAAGAUGCCCGAGCUGAGGGGGAAAACGUUUCCGGAUUUCAUAGAGACGACGGUGGACACGGACACCAUCCGCUACAAGGACAAGAACAGGGAGAAACAGAGGCAGAAGAUGCUGGCUGAGCUGAAAGACAGAGACAAGACUCCUCUUCCUAAAAGGAACUUCCUGAAGAACAAGGCCUGGUCCAAACAGAAGAGCAAGAAGGAGCGCCGGAAAAAGAGGUCGGCCAAGAGGAAGCACGAAGAGGGCUCCGACGUGGACGACGAAGACAUGAAGGAGCUUUUGAACGACACUCGCCUCCUCAAGAAACUAAAGAAAGGUCAAAUCACAGAGGAGGACUUUGAGAAACAGAUAACAAGCGGACCAAAACACCAACCAGACGGGCCCUCGGGGGACGAGGAGGCGUGAUCACCUGUAUUCAGCGUGUAGAGAAAAGCAGAAUUCAAUAAAACCUUUGACAUUUGUUUA
This is a messenger RNA of Plectropomus leopardus (leopard coralgrouper), 1938 nucleotides long. It is a transcript of the gene ddx55, whose product is annotated as DEAD (Asp-Glu-Ala-Asp) box polypeptide 55. The record is from RefSeq and is a predicted model, not a curated record. Gene Ontology annotation, molecular function: nucleic acid binding; ATP binding. NCBI's taxonomy places the organism in Eukaryota, Metazoa, Chordata, Actinopteri, Perciformes, Serranidae.